AUGUCUAAAACCCUUCUCUCUCGCAUCAAACCCCUUACAAAUCCUCCUCCUCCAUCAUCUAAUUCCCUCCGAUCUCAUUUUCCGAUUACUCCCCAAAUCGGAAAACAAGUUAGCGACAUCGUUACCAUCCUCAAAACCAAACAAAACUGGUCUAAUUAUCUCGACGAUGGUGAAGUCCCCCUCGUCGACAUUUCUCCUCUCGUUUUCGAUCGAAUCCAGGAUGUGGAAAUUAGCGUCAAGCUGUUUGAUUGGCUAUCGAGUCAGAGAAAAGAUGAGCUCUUUUCAAAUGGGUUUGCUUGUUCUUCGUUUCUUAAGCUCUUAGCUAGGCACAGGGUCUUCGACGAGAUCGGAGAUUUGUUGGGGAAUCUCAGAAACGAAAAUGUCAAGGUUACUCACGAAGCGUUGAGCCACGUUCUUCACGCGUAUGCUGAGUCAGGGAAUUUGAAUAAAGCUGUUGAGAUUUAUAGAUAUGUGGUUGAAUCGUACGGUUCUGUGCCUGAUGUUAUCGCUUGCAACUCGUUGUUGAGUUUGUUUGUGAAGAGUAGGAGGCUUAGAGAUGCACGGAAGGUGUAUGAAGAAAUGUGUGAGAGAGGUGGUUGUGCUGAUAACUACAGUACUUGUAUACUGCUUAAGGGUCUGUGUAGUGAAGGGAAGGUAGAAGAAGGUAAAAAGCUGAUCGAAGAUCGAUGGGGGAAAGGUUGUGUUCCGAAUAUUGUGUUUUACAAUACAAUCAUUGGUGGAUACUGUAAGGUAGGUGACAUUGAGAAUGCAAAUUUGGUUUUCAAGGAGUUGAAAUCGAAGGGGUUUAUGCCUAGUUUGGAGACUUUUGGUACUAUGAUAAAUGGAUUCUGCAAGAAAGGGGAUUUUGUGGCGAGUGAGCGGCUUUUGAAUGAAGUGAAAGAAAGGGGGUUAAGAGUCAGUGUUUGGUUCCUUAACAGCAUCAUGGAUGCUAAGUUUAGGCGUGGUUCUAAGGUGGAGGUAGCUGAGAGUAUACGAUGGAUAGUAGCGAAUGAUUGCAAGCCUGAUAUAGCAACGUAUAACAUUUGGAUCAACUGUUUGUGUAAAGAAGGGAGAAUGGAAGAUGCGGUUUUGCUUUUGGAUGAAGCGACGAAGAAAGGGUUGAUUCUCAACAAUAUAAGCUAUGCUCCUCUUUUAAAAGCCUAUUGCAAGAUUAAAGAGUAUGAUAUUGCUUCUAAGUUGCUUCUACAGAUGGUUGAAAGAGGAUGCAAACCAGAUAUAGUUACGUAUGGAAUUCUUAUCCAUGGUCUUGUUGUUUCCGGCCAAAUGGAUGAUGCAAUUAAUAUAAAAGUGAAAUUGGUCGAUAGAGGAGUUUCACCGGAUGCUGCCAUCUACAACAUGUUGAUGAGUGGAUUGUGCAAGAGCGGUAGGUUUUUAACUGCAAAACUCUUGUUCUCGGAGAUGCUGGACAGGGAUAUUUUACCGGAUGCUUAUGUGUAUGCCACACUCAUAGAUGGAUUCAUCAGAAAUGAUGAUUUUGAUGAGGCAAGGAAGGUUUUCACUCUCUCAAUCGAAAAGGGUGUGAGGGUUGAUGUUGUGCACCACAAUGCUAUGAUUAAGGGGUUUUGCAGAUCUGGAAUGUUGACUGAGGCAUUGACAUUCAUGAAUAAGAUGGCUGAAGAAGAUCUUGUACCAGAUGAGUUCACUUAUUCCACAAUCAUCGACGGAUAUGUAAAGCAACAGGAUAUGACUACUGCCGUAAAGAUUUUCCGGGACAUGGGUAAGAAGAGUAAGUGUAAGCCAAACAUGGUAACUUACACAUCCCUUGUUAAUGGAUUUUGUAGCCAAGGGGAUUUCGAAAUGGCUGAAGAGACUUUCAAGGAGAUGCAAUCGUGUGGCCUUGUGCCUAAUGUUGUCACCUACACAACAUUUAUAAAAAGCUUUGCUAAAGAGAGUAGUACCCUUGGGAAAGCGGUUUAUUAUUGGGAGCUGAUGCUGAGAAACAACUGUGUGCCUAAUGAAGUUACUUUCAAUUGUCUACUUGAGGGAUUUCUGAAGAAAGCAUCUGGAAAUGUUCUUGCUGAACCAAAUGGGUUUAACGAGGGUCAAAAUUCUCUGUUCUUUGAGUUCUUCGAUAGAUUGAAAUCAGAUGGGUGGUCGGAUUAUGCUGCUGCUUAUGAUUCUGUUCUUGUUUGUCUCUGUGUGCAUGGAAUGGUGAAGACUGCUUGCAGGUAUCAGGAUGGGAUGGUAAAGAAAGGCUUCUCUCCUGAUCCUGUUGCGUUUGCUGCUAUUUUACAUGGUUUUUGUGUGGUUGGGAACUCAGAGCAAUGGAGGAACAUGGACUUCUGUAAUCUGGAUGAAAAGGGUCUUGAGGUAGCUGUUAGGUAUUCGCGUGUGUUAGAGCAACAUCUGCCUCAAUCAGUUACAUCGGAAGCUUCGACGAUUUUGCAAGCAAUGGUUGAAAAAGCAGACACCAGAGAACCUUAUAGUUGUGGAAUCUCAGUAAGAUGA
Molecule: messenger RNA, 2469 nt
Organism: Microthlaspi erraticum
Lineage: Eukaryota; Viridiplantae; Streptophyta; Magnoliopsida; Brassicales; Brassicaceae
Source: the annotation of a GenBank genome assembly